Molecule: messenger RNA, 10299 nt
Organism: Orycteropus afer afer
Lineage: Eukaryota; Metazoa; Chordata; Mammalia; Tubulidentata; Orycteropodidae
Gene: BRCA2
Product: BRCA2 DNA repair associated
Exons: 27
Biological process (GO): regulation of DNA-templated transcription; double-strand break repair via homologous recombination
Cellular component (GO): nucleus
Source: RefSeq, a predicted model, not a curated record
AUGCCUGUUGGAUCCAAAGAGAGGCCAACCUUUUUUGAGAUUUUUAAAAUGCGAUGCAAGGAAGCAGAUUUAGGACCGAUAAGCCUUAAUUGGUUUGAAGAACUUUCCUUAGAAGCUCCACCAUAUAAAACGGAACCUGUAGAAGACUCUGAAUAUAAAAUCAGCAGUUAUGAACCAAACCUCUUCAAGACACCACAGAGGAAACCCUUCUGUAAUCAGUUGGCAUCAACUCCCAUCAUAUUCAAAGAUCAAGGUAUGACCUUAACACUGUACCAAUCUCAUUUAAAAUAAUUAUUUAAAUACAGUGUGAUUGUGGGAAAGGACCUUGCCAAUAGUAGACAUAAAAGCCGUUUCCCCCUGAGGCCUAAAGUGGAUCAAGCAAAAGAUGUUACCAGUCCACCUCCAAAUUCUUGUCUCAGUGAAAGUCCUGUUCUACGAUGUACACGUGUAACACCACAGAGAGAAAAGUCGGUGGUAUGUGGAACUUUAUUUCAUACACCGAAACUUACAAAGGCUCAGACACCAAAACGUAUUUCUGAGAGUCUGGGAGCUGAGGUGGACCCAGAGAUGUCUUGGUCAAGUUCUUUGGCCACCCCACCAACCCUGAGUUCUACUGUGCUGAUAGGCAGAGAUGAAGAACCGAUAGACCCCGCAUUUCCUAAUGACUCCCCUGCUAUUUCAAAAACCUGUUUUUCUAACCAUAACGAAAGUCUGAAGAGCAUUGGCCAGUUUCUCCCUUCUGUGCCAGACAACGAAAAUGCAAAUCCAGGAGAAGCGAUGAGUCAUGAAUUGGGGAAAACGCUAGGGAAUUUAUGUGAUGACGUGAAUAACUGUGAAGACCGUUUUGGAAUGUCAUUGCCAAAUGUUGUAGAAGAACAAGUACAUGAAAGAGGAACAAAUGUUUCUGAAGAAGAUAGUUUUUCAUUCUGUAUUACUAGACAUAAAACAGGAAAUAUACAAAAAAGAAAAACUGGCAAGACUAGGGAAGCACCUUUCAGUGAAACAGAAGCUGGUGAAUGUGAAGAAGCUCUGAAACAACUGGAAGGAAAGGAGCGUUUAUUUGUAUUUGACUCAAAUGCACCAGAUCAGGAACCCACUGGGACUGAUAGUGACAUCAUCUCCAAGGAGGUGGCAGCACCUUCACCCUCCGAGUGCUCUCAGCUGACCCCCUCAGGCCUCAAUGGAACACACAUGGAGAAGAUAACCUUGCAGCCUCUUUCUUCUUGUGACCAAAAUAAUUCAGGAAAAGAUCUGGUAGACACAGAGGAAGGAGGUACCAUCUUUAUCACUUCAGAAAAUUCUUCACCACGUCUUUCAAGUCUACCGAAGACGGAGAAGAUGCUGCAGGAGGAAGUGGUGGUAAAGAAGGGCGAUGAAGGGCAGUGUCCAGUGCCUCAUGAAGAUGCUGUUCUCACAGUGAAGCAGACAAUGUCUCCAACUUCUCCAAUGGCUUCUCUGCUUCAGGGAACCAAAAAGGCUAUUUUCAGGAUCAGAGAAUCCCCUGAAGAGACUUGUGGGGCCAUUUUCUCAGCCCAUCGGACUCAUCCAAACUCUAAAGAAAAGUCUGAAGCCUGCGAGAGUGAGCUGGCACGAGAUGCUCGCUGCUCCCAGACAGGGGGCCCUUCCUGCUUAGGUCCUAGUGGAAGCGGCCCAACCACCCCCACACAUAAUGGUGUGACUUUGAAGACUGCAAGUUUCAUAUCCACUCUGAAAAAGAAAACAAGAAAGUUUAUUUAUUCUAUAAGUGAUGAAGCAUCUUUCCCAGGAAGAAAAAUGGAGAGGGAUCAAGAAUCUGGACCAAGUAACUGCCCAGCCCAGUUCAAAGCACCCCUGACAGCUGCAGCUGCCGACCCAGGUUUAUUGCAUUCUCCUGUCAAAAGAAGCAGUAUACAGAAUAACACUGAAGAACCAACUCUGUCCCUAACCAGCUCAUUUGGGACAAUUCUGAGAACAAGUUCAAAGAAUGAAGGCAAUUCUAAUAAUAAAGUAAUAUCUCAGGAUCUUAAUUACAAAGAAAAAGAAAUAAAUACAGAAGAACUGAAGUCAUUUAUAACCACAGAAACUGACUUUUUGAUGGCCCAACAGGAAAGGUACGGUGAAGAUCAUCCAAAAAUCCAAAGAGUUUCAGGUAUCAGAGCAAAGGUCUUAGCUGCAACAUGGCACCCUGCAGUGCAACAGUCAGUAGUAGGAUACAGUGCCCACUUUCAGUCCCAGGAAAGCAUUUUACAUGACCAUGAUAAUGCCUGCACUCUGAUUUUAACUCCUGGCUCCGAGGAUCCUCUACAAAACCCAGUUGUGAUUUCUAAAGAAAAAGAUUCGUGUGACAUGUCAGAGGAACUAAAACGUGAGAAUUGUGAAGCCACUUUUGAAUUCACUAAAAAUACUCCCAUGGGAAAAAAACAAGAAAUAAGUGUCUUAAAUGAAAAUUUUCAAAAAGCUGAGCUUUCACCACCUGAAAAGUACAUGAAGGUAGCAUCACCUUCUAUGAAGGUGCAAUUUAACCAAAAUACAAAUGUCACAGUAGUCCAGAGAGACCAAGAAGCAACUGCUUUAAUUCCAGAAAUGACCAUCGUUCCAAACUCCGAAGAACUUUACCCAGAGAACAAGGAUAAUUGUGUCUUUCAGAUGAUGAAUACACAGAAUGUGGUCAUCAUAGAUGAUAGUGAGGGACAUCAUGAGGCAAGUUUCAGUUGUGUCAAAGAGCCCACUCUCAGGAGCUCUACCUGGGCAGGGUGUUCAGGCAUAGGUGACAAACAAGCAGCCCAAGUACUGACUUUAAAGGCUUUUGACUCAUCAAAUGUCCAUGAUCCUACAGAGGAGGAGAGAAAUAGUGAAAAGGAACAUCUAAAAAAAGUGACUCUAAGUCAGGGUUUAAAAUCAGACAUCUCCUUAGAGAACAAUGUGAAAUCAAGCAAGAAGAAUGAUUAUGGGGAAAGACGUACAGGACUCUCAGAUCCAAUUUCAAAUUACGGUUUUGGAGGUGUUUUCAGAACAGCUUCCAAUAAAGAGAUAAAACUCUCGGAACACAGCAUUGAGAAAAGCAAAGUGCUCUUCCAAGAUAUUGAAGAACAGUGUCCUAAAGGCUUAGCUUGUAUUGAAAUUGUAAAUGCUGUACCGUUAGAUAAUCAAAAGAAACUAAACAGACGUCAUGCACUUGAUUUACAAGCAAUUAAUUCUGUAUCGGGAGAUGUGCUGAGUAGUGCAUUUGUGCCUGACAGUGACAUCGAUCACACAGCUCCUCAGAUUUCAUUUUUAAAGCAGGAUUUCAAUUCAAACUAUAAUUUAACACCUAGCCAGAAGGCAGAAAUUACAGAACUCUCUACUAUAUUGGAAGAAUCAGGAAGUCAGUUUGAAUUUACACAAUUCAGAAAACCAAGGCACGUAAUAGAGACUAAAACAUUUGCAAGAUGUGAAAACCAAAUGACAGUCUUGAAUAACGCUUCUGAGAAUUGGAAAGAUGUUGGUCUUGGCAUCACAACUAAUAUCCCACCCAUCAGUCGGGUAGACAACAGCAAGAUGUUGGAUGGUGCUGUCGGAAAUACACCAAAGACUGCUUGCUUGCUGAAAAAUCACCGUGACAAAAGUACUUCUGGCUGUUUAACCCAGAAAAUGGAAAUGGAAUUUACGAGCUUUUGUUCUGCUCUUGGCACAAAAAUCAACGUUUCUGGUGAAGCCCUGCAAAGAGCUCUGAGACUGUUCAGUGACAUUGAAGAUUUUAGUGAGGACAUUUCUGCAGAAGAAGGUCUCAGAAGCUUCUCUUCAAGUCAGUGUGCUUCUUUUGUUUGUGGGUCUAAGAUAAAAAAUCUUAAUGAUAAAAAUUAUGGUGAAAAACAUGAUAAAUGCCAACUUAUAUUACAAAAUAAUAUUGACAUGACUGCUGACAUUUUUAUUGAAGGAAAUACUGGAAAUUGCAAGAGAAACAUAGACAGUGAAAAAAACAAAUGCACUGGUGCCAGUAGAAAGACUUGUGACUUAGGAGAAUCUGGUGACAAUGAUUCAAGUAAAAGUGAUACCAUUUAUAUUCAUAAAGAUGAAAAUGACUUGCCACGAGUUAUUGAUGACCACAUGUGUCUGCCACCAGAGCUCCUAAAAAUAUCUAACCAGUGUGUGAAGGAGGGAAACAAUGAAAUUAAAGAAGGUUUGUCAGAUUUAACUUGUUUGGAAGUUGUGAAAGCUGAAGAAACAUUUCAUGUUGAUACUUCAAAUAAAGAACAAUCAACUUCUAAUAAAAUUGAGCAAAAUGUAAAAGAUUAUGAUGUAUGUGUUGUACCAUUUCAGACUGCAAGUGGGAAAAAUAUCAGUGUCUCCAAAGGGUCAUUAAGUAAAGUUGUAAAUUUAUUUGAUACAAAGUAUGCAGAGGAAGAAUUGAAUAACUUCUCAGACUCUUUGAACUCUGACUUGCCUUCGGACAUAAAAAAGGACAAAAUGGACAAUUCAGGUUAUGAGGAAAGAGACAUGAUUCAAAACAAACUAUGGGAAAGAUCUCACCCAGUUGGUACCGAAAAUAAAUUACUGACUAUCUGCCAACAACCCACAUGUGAAAUUGAAAAGAUCAGAGAACCCACCAUGUUGGGUUUUCAUACAGCUAGUGGAAAAAAAGUGAAAAUUGCAAAGGAAUCUUUGGACAGAGUGAAAAAUCUCUUUGAUGAAAAAAUGCAGGAUACUCCUAGUGAAAUCUCCAGUGUUGGACAUCAAGGGGCACAGAGUCUAAAGGAGAAAGAGGAAUGUAAAGAAGGGUUUGAAUUAGCACAUGACACAUUCAAGACAGCCACCAUCUCAAAGUCUGAAGAAAUGGAGGAAUCUCUAGAUGGUAAUGAGAGAGACCUUAUUUUUAAUGAGACCACAGGGCUCUUAAGUGAUUCAGACAGACACACUGAAAAUCUCAAAACAUCAAAUAGUAUUUCUUUGAAAUUUGAAGUAGACGAAAAAGGAGAAAGAGAACCAGCAAAAAGUCCUACAACUUGCUACACAGACCAUUCAGCCAACAAAAAUCCAGCUUUAGUGUUUUACACAGGGCAUGGGAGGAAAAUUUCUGUGAGUCCGACAUCACUAUUUGAAGCAAAAAAAUGGCUUCAAGAAGGCGAAUUGGAAAAUCAACCAGGAAAAAUGAAUGCUGCCAAGGUUAUUUGUUUAAAAGAAGACCCUCGGGAUUGUGUAGGAAAUCCUUCAUAUGGAAACAGUUCAAAUAGUAGCAUAACAGAAAAUGACAAAAAUAAUCUGUCAGAAAAACAAGGUUCAGGUUACUCAAGUAACAGCUGUUCAUACAAUUCUUAUUUUUGUCAUCCCAAUGAGGUACAUAAUAAGUCAGCAUCUCGCUCAAAAAAACAAAUCGACAAUUCUCGUACUGAGCCAGUGGUGAAGAAUGUCAGAGAAAGAAAAAACAUUAGUGUUUCCAAAGUAACAUCAACCAUAAGAAAAGCAAACACACACCCACAAACUGUAAAUGAAGAUACUUGUGUUCAGAAACUUGUGACUGAUACUUCAUGCAAAAGCAAAAAUGCAGCCAUUGAAUUCCCUAUGUCUGAUUCAAACAAUUUGGAGGUCGGACCACCUGUAUUCAGCACAGCAAGUGGUAAAAUAGUCUCUGUUUCACAGGAGACGAUAAAAAGAGUAAGAGAGAAAUUUGUAGACAACUGUAGUGAGAUCAUCAAACAAACGACUGAGAGUAAAACAGACACUUACAAAACGAAAAUUGUGCCAGGUUGCCAUGAAGCACUAGAUAAUUCAGAAGAAAAUAUUUUUCCUAAUUCUUUAGAUGGUGAAGAAUGCAAUAUGCAUUCACAUAAGGUUUCUGAUGACAUUCAAAGUGAACACAUUUUACAACAUAACCAAAGUACGUCUGCGUUGGAUAAAGUUUCUGAAACAGCACCUUGUCAGGUUGAUACGAAAAAUUCUGAUAUAUGGAAAUUUAACAUGCAGACACUUCCCAAGUCACUCUCGUCUACACAUGCAUGUGGAAUUUUCAACACAGCAAGUGGAAAACCUGUACAGGUGACAGAUGCUUCAUUACAGAAGGCAAGACAUGUGCUUUCUGAGAUAGGAGAUAGUGCCAAGCAUCUCAUUUCCGAAGUGUCUGUCAACAGUGAUGAAGAACAUUCAAACAAGGUCACAAGAGACAAAAACACUAUGAUACAUACUAAAAAAGAAUUGCCACCACUCCAGGAAUGCUUUACAUCUAAUGUAAUUUCAUGUGCCUCCUCUGGAUUUAGUACAGCAAGUGGAAAACAGGUCUUAAUUUCUGAAAGUGCCUUACACAAAGUUAAGGGGAUGUUGGAAGAAUUUGAUCUAAUCAAAACUGAAAUUAAUCCUCAGUCACCUCCAUUUAGACAAGAUGUAUCAAAAACACUUGCUAUUCCUGGUGUUGAUAAGAGAAUCCCGAAGCACUCUGUAAACUCCAAAAUGGAAAAAUGGUACAAUGAGGAAUAUCAAUUAUCAAAUAACUGUAAUAUUGAAAGUGUUUCUUCAGAAAACUUUCCACCCAUCAGUGUUUCUCCACAUGCCUCUCAGUAUAAGCAAGAUAAACAACAGUCGGCAUUAGGAACAAAAGUAUCACCUGUUGAGAACAUUCAUCUUGUGGGAAAAGAACAGGCUUUGCCUAGAAAUGUGAAAAUGAAAACUGGUCAAAUCCAUACUUUCUCGAAUCUUCCUGUGAAAACAAAUACAGCCGUUUGUUCGACUUACUCCAAGGAUCCAGAAAAUUGUUUUGAAACGGAAGCGGUAGAGAUUGCCAGAGCUUUUAUGGAGGACGGAGAGCUGACAGACUCUAACCCCCCAAGUCACACCAGACAUUCUCAAUUCACCCGCUCGAAAAUUUGCCUGGAGUCAAAUUUGAGAACUGGCAAAAGAAGAAAUGCAGUUGUCUCAGCUGGAGAACCGCCAAUCAAAAGAAACUUGUUAAGUGAAUUUGACAGGAUAGCGAAAAAUCAAGAAAAAUCCUUGCAUGCCUCUAAAAGCACCCCAGAUGGCACAAUAAAGGAUAGAAGACUAUUUAUGCAUCACAUUUCCUUACAGCCAGUUACCUGUGCACCAUCUUGCACAACUAAAGAAUCGCGAGAAAUACAGAACCCGAAUUUUACGGCACCUGGUCAGGAAUUUCUUUUUAAGUCUUGUUCUUUUGAACACUUGGCUUUGGAAAAACCUCCAAGCAAUUUAUCCGUUCCAGGACAGCUGCCUCGUAAAGUUCCUGCCACGGGAAAUGAGAAAACAAGACCCUCAGUUACGACAGGCAAAGCCACCAAAGUCUUUGUCCCACCUUUUAAAACGAGGUCACGUUUUCAAGGAAAUGAGCAGUGUGCUACCAGGAAUGUGAAUUUGGAAGAAGACAAACACACCCAAAGCAGUAGAGUUGAGCUCGAUGCCGGUGACAGUGAGAAUGGCAUUGGUGAGGGUGGACUUCCUCGGGCUGACGGGCGCACCUGCCAUCAGGCAGCAGCUGCACCUCCCAGAAACGGUGCCGGAGAACCUUUAGAUUUAGUGUCAAGUCUUCAGAAUGCCAGAGAGAUGCAAGAUGCACGGAUACAAAUGAAACAGAGGCAACGUGUAUGUCCACAGCCUGGCAGUCUGUAUCUAGCAAAAACGUCCACCACACCGAGGAUCUCGCUGAAAACAGCUGUUGGGGCCCGAGUUCCCCGCACACAGUCUCCGAAGCAGCUGUAUGUGUGUGGCGUUCGCAAACAUUGCAUAGAAAUUAACAGCAGGAAUGCGGAGUCUUUCCAGUUCCACGCUCAGGAUUACUUCGGAAAGGAAGGCGUGUGGGCUGGACAGGGCGUACAGCUGGCAGAUGGUGGGUGGCUCAUCCCCUCCAACGAUGGAAAGGCUGGAAAGGAAGAAUUUUAUAGGGCUCUGUGUGACACCCCCGGUGUGGAUCCAGAGUUUAUCUCAAGAGCUUGGGUCAAUAAUCACUACCGAUGGAUCGUGUGGAAGCUGGCCGCCAUGGAAGUUUCCUUCCCCGAGGAAUUUGCAAAUAGAUGCCUAAGCCCAGAAAGGGUACUGCUUCAACUGAAGUACAGAUACGAUGUGGAAAUUGACAGAAGCAGAAGAUCAGCUAUAAAGAAAAUCACAGAGAGGGAUGACACCGCUGCAAAAACGCUUGUUCUCUGCGUUUCGGAAAUAAUUUCAUCGAGCACAGACAUACCGGAAACUUCUAACCGUAAGACUCAGGGUGGGGCCACCAGAAACGUGGGCCUCCUUGAGCUUACGGACGGGUGGUACGCAGUGAGAGCCCAGCUGGACCCUCCCCUCACGGCGCUUCUGAGGACGGGCAGGCUGCCGGUGGGCCAGAAGAUCAUCACGCACGGGGCAGAGCUCGUGGGCCCUCAGGAUGCUUGCAGUCCUCUGGAAGCCCCGGCCUCGCUCAUGUUAAAGAUUUCUACUAACAGCACCCGGCCUGCUUGUUGGUAUGCCAAACUUGGGUUCUUUGCUGACCCCAGACCCUUUCCUCUGCCCUUGUCAUCGCUGUUCAGCGAGGGAGGGAACGUUGGCUGUGUGGAUGUCAUCGUUCAGAGAGCUUACCCUGUGCAGUGGGUGGAGAAGACGCCAUCUGGGUUAUACGUAUUCCGAGAUGAAAGAGCAGAGGAGAAGGAGGCAGCCCGAUGUGCGGCGGCCCGGCUCAAGAGGCUGGAAGCCCUGCUCGCUGACGUUCAGGUGGAACUGGAACAGCAGGAAGAAAGUACAGUAGCCCGGAGCCUACCAGCACGUGUGCUGACCAGACAGCAAGUGCGUGCUCUGCAAGAUGGCGCUGAACUUUACGAGGCUGUGAGCGCCGCGCCAGACCCAGGCCUCCUUGAGGGUUACUUGAGUGAAGAGCAGCUGAGAGCCUUGAACAGCCACCGGCAGAUGUUGAACAAUAAGAAGCAGGCACAGAUGCAGUUGGAGCUCCAGAAGGCCAUCGAGUCCGCCGAGCAGGGGGAGCAGGGUCUUUCGAGAGAUGUUGCCACUGUGUGGAAGCUGCGUGUUGUAAGCUAUGCGAAAAAAGGAGGAGACUCAGUUCUGUUGACUAUCUGGCGUCCGUCAUCAGAGCUGUCCUCCCUGUUGAUGGAGGGAAAGAGAUACAGGAUCUAUCAUCUCGCCACAUCAAAGGCUAAGAGUCGAUCUGGAAGAGGGAACGUACAGUUAACAGCAACCAAGACGACGCGGUACCAGCAGCUGCCGACUUCAGAUGAAAUCCUGUUCCAGGUGUACCAGCCAAGGGAACCCCUUCCCUUCACCCAAUUAUUCGACCAAGACUUCCAGCCCCCUUGCUUGGAGGUGGACCUGAUAGGAUUUGUAGUCUCUGUGGUGAGAAAAAGAGGUCUUGCCCCUGUGGUCUAUCUGUCAGAUGAAAGCCAUAAUUUCCUGGCAAUAAAAUUCUGGAUCGAUCUUAAUGAAGACAUUAUAAAACCUCCUAUGUUAAUUGCUGCCAGCAACCUCCAGUGGCGACCACAGUCCAAAUCAGGAGUUCCAACUUUAUUUGCUGGAGAUUUCUCCACAUUUUCUUCCAGUCCAAAGGAGGGCCACUUCCAGGAGGUGUCCAAGAAAAUGAGAAAUGCCAUUGAGAAUGUUGCUGUAUUUUGCAAGGACGCAGAAGACAAGCUAAUGCAUAUACUUAAUGCAGACAGCCCCAAGUGGGCCACCCCAAGUAAAGACCGUGCUUCCGAGCCACACGCUGCACAGGCCGUCCUUGGCGCAGAAAAUACGCCUCUGGUGAGUAAACGUCUGUGUACCGUAAGGAGUGAUGUGAACAUCACACAUGCAGACAGGAGGUCUCUGCCAACACCUGCGCCUUCCCAGAAGACUUCCAAAGGGGAGAGGGAAGUCGAGGACCCAAAAGCCGUCAGGAAGAGAAGAGCCCUGGACUUCCUGGGGAGACUGCCUUUGCCGCCUCCCGUCAGUCCCGUCUGCACGUUUGUUUCCCCGGCGGCACAGAAGGCAUUUCAGCCGCCCCGGAGCUGUGGCUUCAAAUAUGAGACCCCUCCAAAGACAAAGGAAUUGUGUUCUCCUCGGAUGACUCCGCUUAGAAAAGGCAACGAAACUGCUCUUGUGGAGAGCGACUCCAUAGCUGAUGAAGAACUCGCGCUCAUCAACACCCAGGCCCUUUUGUCUGACUCGGCAGGACAGAAGCCACCGGGGUCGGUCGGAGGUUCCACCAGGACCACGCCCGCUGGUGCCAAAGAUCAUGUGGGACAGCGGCGGCCUCGCGCGACGUCUGAGCUCCGAGAGCAGGAAGCGUCUCACAGCGGCCCGGAAGAGACCGGCGCCCAGGGGGCAGGCCGGGCAGCGCAUUCAUACCGCAGAUCUCCGAGGCCGCCCAAACAGAAGUGA